Messenger RNA from Cantharellus anzutake, 921 nucleotides. Its product is annotated as thioesterase-like superfamily-domain-containing protein. The record is from RefSeq and is a predicted model, not a curated record. Gene Ontology annotation, molecular function: fatty acyl-CoA hydrolase activity. Gene Ontology annotation, biological process: fatty acid catabolic process; acyl-CoA metabolic process. Lineage: Eukaryota; Fungi; Basidiomycota; Agaricomycetes; Cantharellales; Hydnaceae. Bases 1 to 921 code for a protein of 306 amino acids. The transcript has 13 exons. Gene Ontology annotation, cellular component: peroxisomal matrix.
AUGGCCAUACCAGUACCAGGAGACACGAUUGACCCCCAUGCACAUCAGAUAGAACACCAACUCAUCACUGCAUCACUCGAGUUGGAGAAACUUGACGAGAAUUUGUUUCGAUCACCGACGAAGUCUCUAUGGGUCCCGGCCAGAGGUCGUGGAGUGUUUGGAGGCCAAGUCAUAUCCCAAGCGCUGCUUGCCGCCAGCAAGACAGUUCGAGAUGAUCUGCAUUGCCAUUCUUUGCAUUGUUACUUCUUGCUAAAUGCAAACCCCUCGAUCCCAAUCCUAUAUUAUGUUGAUAGGGUGCGGGAAGGACGGAGCUACGCCACCCGCGGCGUUAAAGCAGUGCAAAAAGGAAGAUCCGUUUUUGCCAUGAUGGUCUCGUUCUCCCGAUUGGAGCCCGAAGGCCCUGUUGAUAUCCUGCAACGGAGGGCAGACGCGGUAUCUGAUCUAGACCGGAAAGCUUACCUGUUAAGAAUAAAGCAGGAUCGCAUCAACAGUCCUAUCGAGAUCAGAAUUGCCAUACAUGGAGAGGGCACGGAUAAACAUACUCCCGCUAUGUACUGGAUGCGGGCAAGAUCGAUCCCUAAAUUUGAUGCACCCUUCCAGAAGUGCAUCCUUGCGUACAUUUCGGAUCUUAACUUCUUACACAGUGUGACUAGGGCAGUCUUGUCGAAUCCUGCGAAUUCCAAUUUCCAGGGUAUGGGAAUGAUGGCUUCAUUAGACCAUUCAUUGUGGUUUUACGAUCAUGAAUUCGAUUGCAGUGAAUGGGUACUCUUCGUCAUGGGUUCUCCUCGCGCUGGGCUUGGCCGGGGCGUUGUACAGGGUGUGUUCUAUGAUCAAUCUGGCAAGUUAAUCGCAGUAGCAGCUCAGGAAGGCGUGGCGCGUGGUGUGCUUAAGCGCUCGGAGAGUGACAAACCCAAACUCUGA